This is a messenger RNA of Asparagus officinalis (garden asparagus), 1305 nucleotides long. RefSeq lists its product as uncharacterized. The transcript has 2 exons. Bases 1 to 1305 code for a protein of 434 amino acids. The record is from RefSeq and is a predicted model, not a curated record. Lineage: Eukaryota; Viridiplantae; Streptophyta; Magnoliopsida; Asparagales; Asparagaceae.
AUGUUAAAAUUAUUAUUCUCCAUUUCUGCAUACUUCAGUCAUUCUUUUCUUACUUCAAAAUUGAAUUUCGAUGUUGGAGGUCCAUCAUAUUUAUCAUCAUCUUCAUCUUCGGGUGAUGAUAAUUUUCCGUCCAAUAUUAUUACAGAGAUUGAUGAAACCGAAGAAGUAAUUUGUGAGUACAUCAUCAACAACAUGAUCCUCGCUAAUAAAUUAUGUCAACAAAACUACCAAGCGAUCCAUGGUGGCUCGAUUCCCGGUCAUGCAGUGAUCAACCGCGAUCAUGAAACUACGCAUCAGAAUUUGGUCAUAGAUUACUUUACCGAUAAUCCACGUUUUGGAGAAGAUAUGUUUCGUCAUCGAUAUCGGAUGUCAAGAAGUUUGUUCCUUCGUAUUGUUGAUGCAGUGAAAGAUUAUGACUAUUACUUCCAACAACGAAGUGAUGAACUUGGUAGAAUAGGAUUAUCACCGUUACAAAAAGUAACAGCUAUUUUUCGCAUGUUGGCAUACGGUCUACCAGCUGAUACUACGGACGAAUACGUUAAAAUAGGUGAGUUAACAUCAAUUGAAAGUAUGAUAAAAUUUUGUCGUGCUAUGGUGGAAAUAUUCACAAAACGGUAUCUACAAACACCUAACGCUAACGAUAUUGCUAGGCUACUCUAUAUUGGUAAAAAACGUGGUUGUCCAAGAAUGUUAGGAAGUCUUGAUUGUAUGCAUUGGCAAUGGAAAAAUUGUCCAACGGCAUGGUCUGGGCAAUACGCAGGACGUAGUGGGUCACCAACUAUUAUCCUUGAAGCUGUGGCAGCUUAUGAUCUUUGGAUAUGGCACGCAUAUUUUAGUAUAUUAGGCACCAAUAAUGAUAUCAAUGUGCUGCAGUCAUCUAAUCUUUUCUCUAAUCUAGCUCAAGGUAUUGCUCCUCCCGCUCACUAUGUUAUUCAAGGAAAAGAGUAUAAUAUGUGUUAUUAUUUAGCUGAUGGUAUAUAUCCAAAAUGGGCUACUAUUGUACAAACAAUCCAACAGCCACAAGGAUCAGCACGUUUUUGGAAAAAACAUGUAUUACAUGACAUAAUGACUGCAUGCAUUAUUAUGCACAAUAUGAUAAUCGAGGAUGAACGUGAUCUUUAUGCACCAAUUCAAGAAGUGAGGGAAGCACCAACACCAGAAGUUGAUAUGAUAGCAGAUGAAACUACAAAAUUUACUCAAUUUAUUGCACGUUACGGAAAAAUCAAGGAUAAAGAUGCCCAUAUUGCGCUUCGUAAUGCAUUGAUAGAUCAUCUAUGGGAGGAAUACACUAAUUCAGAUAGUUAA